This is a messenger RNA of Exophiala spinifera, 1182 nucleotides long. RefSeq lists its product as uncharacterized. The transcript has a single exon. The record is from RefSeq and is a predicted model, not a curated record. Lineage: Eukaryota; Fungi; Ascomycota; Eurotiomycetes; Chaetothyriales; Herpotrichiellaceae. The coding region runs from base 1 to 1182 and encodes 393 amino acids.
AUGUCUCUCAUCAGAUCUACCACCCUGGUCGGGGCCCUCGCCCUUGUCUCCAAAGUUUCGGCUCACGGCAUUGUGAGCGGUAUUGUCGCCGGUGGCCAGUGGUACUCCGGCUACAACCCGAGCUUCAAGUAUUCCAACAAUCCCCCAGUUGUCGCCGGUUGGUCCAUUCCCGACGAUGGAGACUAUGGGUUCGUCAGCGACUACACAUCUCCCGACAUCAUCUGCCACAAGGGCGCCACGCCGGGAGGCGCUUACGUGAGUGUAGCCGCCGGUGAGUCCCUGGAGCUCCAGUGGACCGUGUGGCCCGAGUCCCACCACGGGCCCAUGAUCGACUACCUCGCUUCGUGCGGCGACGACUGCACGACGGUCGACAAGAGCCAGCUCAAGUUCAACAAGAUCGACGAGGCCGGUCUCGUCAACGGCUCCCCGGCUCCCGGCAAAUGGGCGUCGGACGACAUGAUCGCCAACAACAACUCGUGGGUCGUCACCAUCCCGUCAAGCAUCGCACCGGGCAAGUACGUCCUACGCCACGAGACCAUUGCCCUACACUCAGCCUUCAACGCCGGUGGCGCCCAGAACUACCCUCAGUGCAUCAACCUCGAAAUCACCGGGUCUGGCUCGACCUCUCUCACUGGCGGCACCCUGGGCACAGAACUCUACACCGCCCAAGAUCCAGGUAUCUUGCUCAACAUCUACUACCCGGCGCUCGAAUCCUAUGACAUCCCUGGACCCCCUCUGUUCGACGGUGCUUCGUCUAGUGGUGGAUCCUCGCAGAAUUCCGCGGCGUCCGCGUCUACCUCUAUUUCUGCUGCUGUGUCUACCUCUGCGUCUGCGUCCGCCUCUACAUCAGCAUCUGCAUUGUUAACAGCAACCCCCCAUUCAUGGGGAGCCUGGUCAAACAUCACCAGCGUCCCGUCAAAGCCCAUUGCGGUCGUCUCAUCUACUUCCGCCGUCGCCGUCGAGCCUACACAUACCGAAGCCGAAGAGGAAUGCCCCUCCGAGACCGCGUCGGUCUCCUUCUCGUCCGUGCCUACCGUCACAUCUAAUGUCGCCGCCGCAGUCACUCCCGCCCCUGAUUCCACGAGCCCAGUUGCUCCUGGAACCAGUGCCGUGUCAUUCACGAGCACCAUUACCGGUCGUAUAGGCCAGACUACGAAGUUUGUCUGCUAUCUAGUGGACUAG